Messenger RNA from Colletotrichum higginsianum IMI 349063, 1401 nucleotides. RefSeq names its product Major facilitator superfamily transporter. Lineage: Eukaryota; Fungi; Ascomycota; Sordariomycetes; Glomerellales; Glomerellaceae. Gene Ontology annotation, molecular function: molybdate ion transmembrane transporter activity. Gene Ontology annotation, cellular component: membrane. The coding region runs from base 1 to 1401 and encodes 466 amino acids. Gene Ontology annotation, biological process: molybdate ion transport. The record is from RefSeq and is a predicted model, not a curated record. The transcript has 3 exons.
AUGUCUUUCUACCAGAUAAAUCUGGCCGUUUUCGCGGCGGGGAACGGGUACAUGCUCUACCGCCAGUACAAGCGCCAGGAGCAAGAAGACCUUGAUGAGCUGAAGCAGGAGGCUGCCGGUGUAGAGGAGGCCGGCGGUAACGACGACAUCGAGUUGCGCCACCUGCUCACGGAGCCCGCCGAGUCGCAGGCCGCCAUCCGACAGUUCCGGCUCGACUUCUUCCCCGUCUACGCCCUGGCAAUGGCGGCGGACUGGCUGCAGGGCCCGCAUAUCUAUGCCAUUUACAAGUACGAGAAGAACAUACCCGAAAAGAUUGUCGCCGCCCUCUAUGCCGCUGGGUUCGUCUCCGGUGCCAUGUCAGCCUCGUUCGCCGGCGAACUCGCUGAUCGGUACGGCCGCCGUCUCGCAUGUAUCGCGUACUGUGUCACCUACAUUCUCACCUGCCUGACUAUGCUCACGGACGACCUGUUCAUUUUGUUUGUUGGGCGAUUUUGCGGCGGCAUCUCGACGACCCUGCUCUACAGCGUGUUCGAGGCAUGGAUGAUCACGGAAUACAACCAGCGUGGCCUGUCGCGGACGAACCUCAAGCUGGGCUCCAUCUUUGGCAACAUGACCACCGUCAGCUCUAUCGUUGCGAUCCUUUCCGGCGUCGUCGGUGACAUCCUGGUCGGCGCUCUGGGCGGUCGUGUCUGGCCUUUCAUGGCAAGCGUGGCGUGUUCGGCAAUCGCCAUGUUCUUGAUCUCGAGAAGGUGGAAGGAGAACUACGGAACCAAGCAGGCUGGCCCGGCGACGUCGUCCCUCGCAGAUGUCAAGAGCGGAAUCCGCAUGAUCGUAGGCGACAGGCGCAUAUUGUCUCUGGGCCUGACGUCGACGUUUUUCGAGGGCGCCAUGUACCUGUUUGUUUUCUUUUGGUCUGCGGCGCUGAAGAGCGCGAGAACGAGGUCCGGCUCGGACGAGGAGCUGCCAUUUGGGCUCAUCUUCUCAAGCUUCAUGUGUGCUAUGAUGGCCGGGUCUGCCUUCUUCUCGCUCUCCACCAAGGCCCACACCAAGGAAACGACUUCAAACAUUCUGAUGAUCGUCGUGCUCUUGGUGAGCUGCUGUCUCUCGGCUGCCGUCCUGAUUGACAGCGAAAAGCUGCUAUUCUGGGCUCUGUGUAUGGUGGAGGCAUCCAUCGGCGCGUACUUCCCCAGUAUGUCCUUCCUGAAGAGCCAGGUUGUCGAGGACGGCGUGCGAGCACGCGUGUACAGCCUGCUGAGGCUUCCACUCAACGUGUUUGUUGUCGUGGCCCAUAGCCUGGACGAAGAGGGCGACGGACACAGGAACAACGUCUUCAUGACUUGCGCCGCGCUGCUCAUGGUGUCGUUCUUCAUUGUCAAGAGGACCUUUGCACCGGAUGCGUGA